UUUGCUCCUGUCUACUAUCCUUUAGACUAUCUUCUAACAAACAUCAAGUGAGUAUCUCAACUAGGUGGCAUUCUUGGAGAUCAUAUCACUUGCCUGCUAUUAUCAUUAUCAUCACCAUCCUCGAACACACUUGCUGACAAUUCAACUCCUUCCUCACCAUCAGAAUGGCCCGCACAAAACAAACAGCCCGUAAAUCUACUGGUGGUAAGGCACCCCGUAAGCAAUUGGCCACCAAGGCCGCACGCAAAUCUGCCCCAUCAACUGGUGGUGUCAAGAAACCCCAUCGUUACCGCCCAGGUACCGUUGCUUUGCGUGAAAUUCGUCGUUACCAAAAGAGUACCGAAUUGUUGAUCCGUAAAUUGCCUUUCCAACGUUUGGUUCGUGAAAUCGCUCAAGAUUUCAAGACUGAUUUACGUUUCCAAUCAAGUGCAGUUUUGGCUUUGCAAGAAUCUGCUGAAGCAUACCUUGUCUCCCUAUUCGAAGACACCAACUUGGCCGCCAUUCACGCCAAGCGUGUUACAAUUCAACCCCGUGACAUUGCUUUGGCUCGUCGUUUGCGUGGUGAACGCACUUAAACGGUGUGUGUGCAUAUCCAUUUGCUUUCGUGACCGGUUGAACUUUUGACAUCACUUGUAUACAAUAUAACCUGUCUAUGGCCAUGAGGAGCAUUUUCAAGACCUUUUGUUAUGCUUUUUCUUCAUGUUUUGCCACUUGUACCAUUACUAUCCUCUAUGACGCUCUGUUAAUCUGAGAGUUGCUA
Meira miltonrushii is the source of this 760-nucleotide messenger RNA. Its product is annotated as histone H3. The record is from RefSeq and is a predicted model, not a curated record. NCBI's taxonomy places the organism in Eukaryota, Fungi, Basidiomycota, Exobasidiomycetes, Exobasidiales, Brachybasidiaceae. The coding region runs from base 165 to 575 and encodes 136 amino acids. The transcript has a single exon. Gene Ontology annotation, molecular function: protein heterodimerization activity; DNA binding; structural constituent of chromatin. Gene Ontology annotation, cellular component: nucleosome.